CUCAGACGCUCGCACCUCGGGACCACUAGGGUGACGCACCUAGCACUCGGGUUAGUAUUUACCACCGCUCAUUGUACUUUGUGGGUCAAUAGUGGCAACGAGUAAUUCUUCUUGCUGGGAAAUACCGAGAGGAAGCUGGUGACGAUAACAACCAUAGAACAGAAGCUGCUGUGUGAUGUCUGACGGAGAGGACGAGAAGCCAAUUAAGAUGGGUGAAGGUGAUGAAGAGACUGUGGUCAGGGUCCGUGGGUUACCGUGGUCAGCCACUGUGGAGGAUGUUGUUAAAUUUUUUGAUGGUGUAAAUAUAAAGAACGGCCGAGAUGGUGUUCACCUAACCCUUUCCCGUGAAGGCCGACCCAGUGGGGAGGCCUACGUCGAAGUGUCUUCAGAAGAGGAUGUGACGCUGGCGGAGAAGAAACACAAUCAACACAUGGGCCGAAGAUAUAUUGAAGUGUUUAAAGCAAAGAAGUCAGAGAUGGAGUGGGUUGUUAAAAGGGCUGGAUUUGGUGCAUCUGGUGGCGAAGACGACGGCUGUGUCCGCCUUCGUGGGCUGCCAUUUGGGUGCUCAAAAGAAGAGAUUGCACAGUUCUUCUCUGGGUUGGAGAUAGUUCCGAACGGGAUAGCUCUGCCUACCGACUACCAGGGGCGGCAUACGGGGGAGGCAUACGUUCAGUUUAUAAACAAAGAGGUCGCUGAAAAGUCCCUUGAGAAGCAUAAGGAAAAAAUAGCGCACAGAUACAUCGAGAUCUUCCGUAGUAACCUAGGAGAGGUGCGUGCUGCUAUGAGCCCCAAGAUGCGUGGACCUGGUGGUCCCAUGGGUGGUUACAACAACAGACCUACUCCGUACGAUUCGCGUGAUCGGUUCGGAGGCAUGAACCGUUACAGUCUGGGAGGACGUGGUCGAACUCAUUUUGCCUCUGAAGGUGGUUAUAACGACUACGACGAUGGCCCUGGAUGGGGUGGAUCUGGUGGCUACAAUGAUGGACCAAGCAGUUGGCUGAGUGGACGCGGCGGACGUGGUGGUGGUCCGGGCGGCCUCAAAGGCAACUUUGGUGGUGGCCGUGGAGGGAGUUGGAACAAUGGUACUGGUCACUGUGUGCACAUGAGAGGUCUUCCGUUCCGUGCGACCGAGAUGGAUAUAGCUGAUUUCUUCAGACCCCUCAACCCUGUCAAUAUCAACAUCAUCAUGGAUAGUUCUAAUCGUCCCUCGGGUGAAGCAGAUAUUGAAUUUGCAACACACGAUGAUGCUGUUAAGGCUAUGUCCAAGGAUAAGGCCAACAUGCAGCACCGCUAUAUUGAGCUUUUCCUGAACUCCACCCCAGGUGGAAAUAUGGGUGGACCUGGUGGACCCAUGGGAGGCCCAGUAGGCCCUAUGGGUGGACCGGGCUCUGGUAACUUUGGAGGUGGCGGAGGCGGAAACUUCAGCGGUGGCAACAUGGGCGGCGGGUUUGGUGGGGGAUAUGGGGGGGGCAGCCGUAUGGGGGGAGGUGGUAGUGGAUACGGAAGUGGCAUGGGUGGAGGCGGCGGAGGCUACAGCUCCCUAGAUGAAGGACUGGGUAGUGGAAUGGGCAGCGGCGGUGGUGGAGGAGGAGGAGGAAUGGGCGGCGGUGGCAGCGAAUGGGUGGUGGUAGUGGAGGCGGAAUGGGUGGUGGUAGUGGAGGCGGAAUGGGUGGCGGCGGCGGCGGAAUGGGUGGCGGCGGCAGCGGAAUGGGCGGAAUAGGCAGUGGCAUGGGAGGAGGAAGUAUGGGUGGUGGAGGAGGAGGAGGAGGAGGAGGAAUAGGAGGCAUGGGAAGCAGCCUCGGUGGAGGACUAGGUGGUGGUCUCUCCAGUAGUCUGAGUCGGGGAAUGGGCAGUGGACUAGGCAGUGGAUUGGGCAGUGGUAUGGGAAGUGGCAGUGGAGGAGGACUGGGAGGUGGUAGCGGAGGAAUGGGAGGCGGCGGCGGCGGCAGCGGCUUCAGUAGCGGCUUCAACAACGGCUUCAACUCUAACAACGGAUUCGGCCCUGGCGACCAGAUGUCGGGAAGCAACUACAACAGUUUCUGUUAAGAAACUUGAAUCUCCUGGAAGGAUACUUCACAGAUGAGGGAAUGUACUUUCGAGUUUGAUAUGCAGUGAAUAAAGACUAUUCAUAAAGUGAAAUCAUGUUUUGAGUUAUGAAAGUGUUAUUUUUUAUUUUUUUGUUUAAAUGUGACCUAUGUGACUUUUCUCUAGAAUGGUAGUUUGAGGACCUACACAAGAACGGUAGUGUGCUUUUGGAAAAAAAAUAUGUACUAUUUUGGCUACGUUAUAUGUGGCAAGUCAUUGUAGUACAUAAUUAUUAUAUUUAUCUAGUUUACUGGUGUGCCCCUGUCAUAAAAGUAGAAACAAUUGUUGACUGGUACCUGUCCUGCUGUGAGCUAGAACAAGUAUUAUUUUUCAUGUGAUUGAAUAUCUGGUUUGACAUUCCAUUUGAAAAGAUGUUUGAUGAAUAAACCAUAAAUUGUGACAGAUGGGACAAAUACAAAUGUAAUUUUAGAUUUACUUUUAAGGCGUCAAUAAACAACCUUAUCCUA
Messenger RNA from Homarus americanus (American lobster), 2552 nucleotides. RefSeq names its product heterogeneous nuclear ribonucleoprotein H2-like. The record is from RefSeq and is a predicted model, not a curated record. Gene Ontology annotation, molecular function: RNA binding. Gene Ontology annotation, biological process: regulation of RNA splicing. The transcript is spliced from 11 exons. Bases 176 to 1720 code for a protein of 514 amino acids. Gene Ontology annotation, cellular component: nucleoplasm; ribonucleoprotein complex. NCBI's taxonomy places the organism in Eukaryota, Metazoa, Arthropoda, Malacostraca, Decapoda, Nephropidae.